UAAAAACAGAGCAUCCUAUAGGAUGGGAAAAGAUUCUUGUGGAUGCCUAAGGCACAGUUUAGCAACACCCAGAGUGGCCAAGAUCAUCGUCUCAUUCUCUUCUCCUGCCUUUUGGCUUAGAUGGGAAGAAAACAGCCACUGAAGUCUCAGAGAGGGUUGUAGCCCGUGGUAGGAUGCAUCAGCAGGCACGUUUCAGAUGGCAGCAGAAAGGCCUCGGUGGUUUAAUGAAUGUGUGUAAAUGAAAAGUGCUGCAAGGACAUAGAGUGCUCCUGAUUGCUCAGAAGUGAUCCUGACUUCAAUGAGAUCUUCAGUUGGUCACAAUCAGUCGUAUUGUCAUCGGCUGCAGCACGACAUGUACUUUCUUACAAGCAAUAGCCAGUUGAAUGAGCAAGUGGUUGAUAAAAUCAUUCUUCAGCUUAACCGAGUCUACCCCCAAAUUCUUACCAAUGCGGAAGCAGAGAAGUUCAGGAAUCCAAAGGCGUCACUCCAUACCAGGCUUUCUGAUCUGAUAAAGCACCUUCAAAAGAAAGGAGAGAGGCACUGUCAAGAGUUUUACAGGGCUCUACAGAUCAAUGCUGAGCAGCUGUAUAAUGACCUACCAAGCAGGAAAGUCUUGAAAACCACAGAUCCCACAGAGAUAAACACUGACAAGGAGCAAUAUUUGCUAAAUGACAGGGGUCCAGUGUUUUUCCUUGCUUGUUUUAGCGUUGCUGCUGGAUUUGCAUUGUUUUGGUAUUGCUAUAAUACAGAUACGAAAGUCAUGGGAAGAGCCAGGAGAAUCUUGGGCUUUUCUCCUAUUAUCAUAGGAAGACACGUUAGAAAUAUUUGUAUGUUGUAUUUGGAAGACAUAUCAAGAAAUUAAGGAACAGCUGCCUCUUUGCUUGUCUG
Messenger RNA from Cuculus canorus (common cuckoo), 888 nucleotides. It is a transcript of the gene CARD19, whose product is annotated as caspase recruitment domain family member 19. Gene Ontology annotation, cellular component: mitochondrion. The transcript is spliced from 6 exons. The record is from RefSeq and is a predicted model, not a curated record. The coding region runs from base 299 to 862 and encodes 187 amino acids. Gene Ontology annotation, biological process: regulation of apoptotic process. Lineage: Eukaryota; Metazoa; Chordata; Aves; Cuculiformes; Cuculidae.